This is a messenger RNA of Dendroctonus ponderosae (mountain pine beetle), 3909 nucleotides long. It is a transcript of the gene tgo, whose product is annotated as aryl hydrocarbon receptor nuclear translocator homolog. Gene Ontology annotation, biological process: regulation of transcription by RNA polymerase II. Bases 342 to 2444 code for a protein of 700 amino acids. The transcript is spliced from 8 exons. Gene Ontology annotation, cellular component: nucleus; cytoplasm; transcription regulator complex. NCBI's taxonomy places the organism in Eukaryota, Metazoa, Arthropoda, Insecta, Coleoptera, Curculionidae. The record is from RefSeq and is a predicted model, not a curated record. Gene Ontology annotation, molecular function: DNA-binding transcription factor activity, RNA polymerase II-specific; protein dimerization activity; RNA polymerase II cis-regulatory region sequence-specific DNA binding.
AGAACUUUUCUAUUAGAAAAGUUCCCCCCGGUAUGUUUUCAUUUAGUGACGUGUGACAUCGUGUAAAUGCCGUUCCAUUCACAUUAAUUUCAAUUUUAUGAAGCACCGGCGGAUAUUGGAAAAUGUUAUGUUUUUACUCUAAAACGCUGUUGUUAUGAUCGCAAACAGUGCAACCGAGUAACCAGUCUAGUCACAAGGAGUUGUGCGGUUCCGUUUAGUUUGUACAAAAAUGAACCCUUGGUUGUGACCCGACGCCUUUUCAAUUCGGGAAAAUUCACAUGCUCCAAAGCCGACUGCAGCAAUUCCCUUGGAACGUUUGAUCAACAGCUUCCAGUGUGGAUAUGUACGCGUAUGCGGGUGGUGGGCCUCCCCAUUAUGCGCCCCCACCGACUUAUCUACAACCCCAUCCGCCCCCCGGACCUCCAACGCACAACUUGCAAGUCCCACCUGUUGGCAUUGGUCAUCAAGAAGCCAACCCUGUUGCCCAUUACUCAAAAAAACGAAGGUCAGAUGAAGACGACCCAAGUGGUAACAAAUACGCAAGGAUGGAGGACGACAGUAUCCAAGACAAAGAAAGAUUUGCUAGGGAGAAUCAUUGCGAAAUCGAGAGGAGGAGAAGGAACAAGAUGACAGCCUACAUUACCGAGCUGUCAGAUAUGGUGCCCACCUGCAGCGCCCUCGCCAGGAAACCUGACAAGCUUACCAUUCUGCGGAUGGCUGUAGCGCACAUGAAGGCUCUUCGAGAGGACGAGUUGUCACGUGAAAAGGCAAUCAUGGACGAAACAGCCAUUGGCGGAAAAACCUACCUGCGCCCAAACGGUACUGGAAAUACCGGCACUGAUGGGACAUAUAAGCCGUCAUUUUUAACUGACCAAGAGCUAAAGCACCUAAUCCUGGAGGCUGCAGAUGGAUUCCUUUUCGUAGUAACCUGUGAUACCGGACGAAUAAUCUAUGUGUCUGACUCAGUGGCACCAGUGUUAAAUUACUCGCAAAGCGACUGGUAUGGAUCCUGCCUUUACGAUAACAUCCAUCCAGAGGAUGUGGAAAAAGUGCGGGAGCAGUUAUCUACCCAAGAGCCUCAAAAUACCGGCAGGAUAUUAGAUCUUAAGACUGGAACGGUGAAGAAAGAAGGCCACCAAUCUUCCAUGAGAUUGUGUAUGAAUUCACGGCGCGGCUUUAUCUGUAGAAUGAAGAUCGGCAAUCUGUCUCCAGAGAAUAUGGGCGUGGGGCAUUUAAAUAGGCUAAAGCAACGAAAUAGUUUAGGUCCAGCAAGAGACGGGCAAAGCUACGCUGUUGUGCACUGCACGGGUUACAUAAAAAAUUGGCCUCCUACUGACGUGUUCACAGGUGUCCAAAUGGAGAGGCAAAGUGAGGACGACAUGCACACUGCUCAUUGCUGCUUAGUGGCGAUCGGCAGACUGCAAGUCACUUCGACUCCUAAUACUAGCGACCUAUCCGGAUCCAGCAGCAAUGCAGAAUUCAUAUCCAGACACUCCAUCGAUGGCAAAUUUACCUUCGUCGAUCAAAGGGUGAUGGGGCUGUUGGGGUAUUCUCCUCCAGAACUUUUAGGCAAGAGUUGUUUCGAUCUUUUUCAUCAUGAGGAUCAAACACAUAUGAAAGACAGCUUCGAACAAGUUCUAAAGCUGAAAGGACAAGUGUUGUCGGUAAUGUAUCGGUUUAGAGCCAAAAACCGAGAAUACGUUUGGCUUAGAACAAGUGCAUUUUCAUUCUUGAACCCAUACACUGAUGACGUCGAAUACAUAGUGUGUACAAACACAACUGCCAAAUCGCUGCAUUCCAGCACAGAGAGCAGUACUGAAGCUCCGGAAGUGAGCUACCAACAACCUGGAUUGGACUACAGCAUACAAAGGCGUGAGGCUGGUCUAUAUUCGCAUAUGCUGCCAGCAGCUCAUCUGCAAAACGAAUAUUUACCGAUGGCAUCGUCAACGGGAUGCAAUGAGCGACAAGACGAUCGGUAUCCACGCUUAAUGACUGAUACGCAGCAGGCUCCUCAAAGACCUGGAAGUGGACAAAACGUUUACAGCAACUACGAGCCAACACAGUCGCCUAUCCAGUACGGAUCGCCAUCACAAACGCCAGCCAAUCCAGGCGGAGCGGCCGUUCUGGCGAGAUUGGGAAAAGACGGAUACCAGUAUGGACAUGGCCAGCCCAGUCCUCGAUCUCCAGGUCCAACUUACACGCAAUUAAGUGGUGGAGGAAGAGCUACAGCUGCUGGCGCUCCAGCUCCUGCCACUGCCUCUUACCAGUGGACUAGCUGGCAAGGUGCUGCUCAAGCCUCAGAAGCGGGACCUGUUCCUGGCAGUACCGGACCGCCAACACAACCUCAACCACAUGAACUAUCCGAUAUGCUGCAGAUGUUGGAUGGAAGCGGCGCAGCCCCUUUUGGGGACUUAGGAACUAUGUUCGAUGGCACCUUUGAAUAGGAUUCUUUAUUUGAAGAACUUUUAUGAAGCAAGGGUUUGGGUCUAUUAUUUGCAUCUAGUGUAUCAUUUGAAUGGAUUUAUUUCUGCCAAUUGUGAAUUGAAAACGACUGAAAACUCCAUUACGCCCGUUAAAUAUUGAAAGGAGUAUCUCGGAUCAAGUUUUUGUAUUGCGUAAGUGUGUUUUUUACUUUUUGUUUGAUGUGUACAUUUGUCCAGGCUGACUUCCCAGGUCUACUUACUGAUCGAAACAGGCCACUAAAAGUGUAUUUAGUUAAUUUUCUUGGCAUUGAGUGUCAGGAUGAGUGGCAUUCAAGCUCAAGGCAUACAAAACAUUUAAAUGUGUUGUAAAUAUGUACAGUAAAAGCAUUCCUGGGUAGACACUCCUGAGCAGCUGUUAUGCUUCUAUUUCUUCACAACACAGUGUCCCAACAAUUACCAACUGCUUAAAUAGUCGAACGUUUUUCGCGCAGUGCCCAAAAGUACCGUGUUAUGAUAAAUAGUACUAAAUCGUAUUAUCACACAGAUGUAAUAUAAAUAUAUCAUUAUAAUAAGGAAUUCAGUUGAGCAGAGAAUACAAGUUUGGUGUUAGUUUAUUUAAAGUGUUUGAGCGAAUGGAGUGUUUGCUUCAGUAAAUGGACUUACCGGGACUCAACUUAUUGCUCGAUCCUAAUAAAUUUACUGACUUAUAUCAUUAGGCUUUGGAUGUACGAAAAUACCACCCCAGAAAGUUCGUUCAUAAUUGUCGUGACGUCCAGAAUGUAUAUCAAUACGAUUUAAGAUACAGCUUUACUCUUAUCGUCAAGUAGUCAUUGUACUCAUUUAAUUUUUAAGGAGCAACUGUAAAAAAGUAUAUUUUACAUUAUACAUACAUACAUAGUUUAUUUUAGUCUACGUAUGAAAUAAGACUUCAAUCCUGUUUGUAGUAACUUCCCCGUAUUUGUUCGACAUAUUAUAGUUUCAUCGAUUGACCAUCCCACCAUUUUGUCUUAGUGAUUUGCUUAAAAUAAGUUUAUGUUAAAGGUGUAUUCACAGUCAAUAUUUAUUAAUGUAUGUUUGUGCUAUUAAUAUAUUUGCUUUUUUAAUCAAACGCUGGCCACCUACUUCGAAAACUAGAACCUAAUCUAUUAUUGUAAAAAAUCUGGAAAUUUACACCAAAAUGGAAUUUGGAAGGUUUAACAUUUUUAGCGGCAAUUGCUGUUAUACAACUAAAUUUGAUUGAUUUAUGUGGACACACCUUUACUCAUAGUGCCGUGUGCUUUGCAAUGUUUAGAACAUUAAAGAGAGUUCUGUAAAGUACAAAACAUUUUUAUUUAUAUACGUAAGGACUUUCUAUCAAUUUGACACAGUCGAUAUUUUUGUAGAAUUUCCGUCUUUCCUAUGUAAGUUUGUAAAAAAGGUUUGUUUUAUUGAAACUACAUAAUUUUAAUGGCUAAAAACUUAAAGUCAAUAAAUGAUACUACCAUAA